Miscanthus lutarioriparius is the source of this 633-nucleotide messenger RNA. The record is from the annotation of a GenBank genome assembly. Lineage: Eukaryota; Viridiplantae; Streptophyta; Magnoliopsida; Poales; Poaceae.
AUGACCCGCGUUGUGCUGCCACCGCUGCUGCUCACGGGAGAAGCGCCACCGCGCGUGCACGCGCUCGCGGCUGCGCGCUACGGCCCGCUGCUCCCCUUCGUGAUUGACGGCGAUUCUGUGCUCCAACAAACCCUACCAACCAUUUCUUCCCAGGGCCGGUGGCCGCGGGCGCGGCUGCCCCCGCUGAGCGCCGACCGCACGCUGCCCCCGGCGCAGGCCAUCCUCGCCCCUGCCCUCCGUCCAGACCAGCCCUUGAACCAGCGCCCUCUUCUUCCUCCUGUGCACGUUUAUAGUCCAAGUAACGGUUACAGGCCAAGGACUUCUCACGCAGACCAACCAUUUGGACCUCAGGCAGUUCCAUUGUGCGUAAAAAAAAGAUUAUUGUCAUUUUCAAACGCUUACCUUCAUGUUCCCACAAAAUUCAGCACCUCUCUUGCAUUAGCCGACACCGCAGGACAGCCUCAGGGACAGCUGAUUGUCGCCAAUAUGGCCCUUAUUGCUGACUAUCUCAUAUCUUCAAGCAAAAUUUUUCCAUAUAUGACCCUAUUUUGUGAUAUGGGCUCUAAGAAAUUUAUCCAGGCUUACAUUUUCUUCAAGAGUAAUCUCAUCUACGCUUUUGGUUUUCUUUUCUAG